Osmerus eperlanus (European smelt) is the source of this 2201-nucleotide messenger RNA. RefSeq names its product complement factor B-like. The record is from RefSeq and is a predicted model, not a curated record. Gene Ontology annotation, biological process: response to bacterium; proteolysis; complement activation. Gene Ontology annotation, molecular function: serine-type endopeptidase activity. NCBI's taxonomy places the organism in Eukaryota, Metazoa, Chordata, Actinopteri, Osmeriformes, Osmeridae. Gene Ontology annotation, cellular component: extracellular exosome; extracellular region; classical-complement-pathway C3/C5 convertase complex.
GUGUUCCAGUUGACACAAAUUGCGGGGCGGAGGGUUUGUCCAUUACACUUGGCAAUUAUACUCUUUCAGAUGGCCUGAAUGUGAACAGUGUGGUGGUUUAUGACUGUCCAGAGGGUUACUACCCCUACCCCUCAAGCCGACAUUGUCAAAGGACGGGAAAAUGGAGUCCUCCACCCAGUUUAAAACGCCCUCACAAGUGCAAGCGAGUCACAUGUCCCGAUCCCUUGGUUUUUGAAAAUGGGGAAGUCUUACCAAUUCAAAUGAUAUACUAUGUCACCAACCAGACCACCUAUAAGUGUUUUGAUGGUUACAAUCAAUUUGGAUCUACAACACGUGUCUGCCAAUUAAACGGCAAGUGGAAUGGAUCCACACCCAUCUGCGACAGAGGCUCCGAUCACUGUCAUGACCCCGGAGUCCCUCCAGGUGCCAGGAGAACGGGACUCCAUUUUGGAAUUGACGAUACGGUGACUUAUCGCUGUGAUGACGGUCUGACUCUGGUGGGCUCCAAUGAGCGUAUGUGCCAGGAGAGCGGGGAGUGGACAGGGGUUGAGCCAGCCUGCUACUCUAAAUUUGCGUAUGACACCCUGGAUGAGGUUGUAACAUCUUUUUCCGCCUCCCUGAGAGACAGUCUGACAUCAGAGGGAGAUAGUGAUCAGUAUGAAAAGAAAAUACGACUGAACAAAGCAGGGAACCUCCAUAUCUACAUUGCUCUGGACUUCUCUGACAGCAUUAAGAAGGAUGACUUUCGUUUGUCCAAAAAAUACGCACUGAAGCUUAUAGAAAAGAUAUCUUUUUUUGAAAUCACCCCCAAGUAUGAAAUCCUAGCAUUUGCCACCGAUACAAUGGAGAUCAUAAACAUAGCUAAUCCUAACUAUGACGAUGUCAACAUUAUAACAGAACUGGAAAACUUUAAGUAUGAAGGCAAAGGGGACAAGUCAGGGACCAACAUUGCUAAAGCCUUUGAAUUUAUUUUUGGGAAGAUGAGUUUCAUGGAAGCCCAAAAUAAAGAGGGAUUCAAGGAUAUCCAGCAUACCAUCAUCAUGUUCACAGAUGGAAUAGCCAAUAUGGGUGGGAGUGCAAAACACAAAGUAGAUCAAAUCAAGUCCAAGGUGAAAAAACGCAAACAACGCAGACAAUCGAGAAGAAUUUCUGAUAUCUAUGUGUUUGGCAUUGCGGAGGUUAAUUCAGAAGAGAUUAACAAGCUUGUGUCACAGAAGCCCCCUGAGAAACAUUUUUUUAAACUGCAGAACACAGACUCAAUGGACAGCAUGCUUGAUAAAAUGAUUGAUGAAAGUGACAGUGUGGGUCUUUGUGGAGUGUACAGGAAUUAUCAAAAUACCGAUGAUCCCAAAAUUUCCACAAUUUCUAAGCGUUGGAAGUACCCCUGGAUGGCAAAGAUAGAAGUCACGCGGGACGAUGGAACAUCGGACUGCCAAGGAGCUUUGGUCAGUUCCCGCUUUGUCCUGACAGCUGCCCACUGCUAGAUUGAUGACCAACCAAAUUUAGUCAUUGUCAAAAUUGAAGAUGGCAAUUCGGGUGCAGAGAGGGCAGUAGAAAUGUUCAAAUCUCACCCAAACUACAACAGCAUGGCAAAGAGGAACAAAGGAAUACCGGAGUUUUACGACUAUGAUGUUGCUCUUAUCCAACUGAAAGUCGAUGUGAAACCAUCGGCACAAGCCAGGCCAAUGUGUAUUCCCUGCACAGCGGAAACGAAUCGGGCACUGAAGUUACAUGAUAAGGCGACAUGCGAAGAACACAGGGACAUUCUGUUGAAGAAGGAUAUUGAACCAGCCAAUUUCCUGUCUGCUGCUAAAUUAGCAUGGAAAGAUGUCACCAUCAAGCUGAACAAGAAAAGGCACAACUGUAUUAAAGAUAUUAAGGAGACUGUGAAUGUGGCAGACCCAACAGAGAUGGUUACUGAGAACUUCUUGUGUACAGGGGGGAACGAGGAUAAUGUAGAUCAUGUCUCCUGCAAAGGUGACUCUGGCGGACCUUUAUUUGUGCAGCGGAACAACCGACUCAUCCAAGUUGGAGUAGUCAGCUUUGGGGUCAAGAAUUUGUGCACAGCUUCUUCGGAAGAUCUACCAGAAUCAGAUGCAACAUCCAGAGAUUUCCACAUAAAUCUCUUUUCAGUUCUGCCCUUCCUCAAGAAGUACCUGGGUGAUGGAACCAUCUCUGCUCCAAUUACGUUCAUUGACUAG